AUGGUGCUAAGGAUGUCUGAAAAUGAAUACUUAAGCCCCCAAGUUGACUGCCUUAACCUCACCGAUACCCUUAAAAACGCAAAAAUCAACCCUAAACAGCCAAAACGCUCAAUUCAAAAAAUCUCGGAAGACGACUUUUGUUCAAUAAGAUUUUCUUCAAGCGACGUUUUUCAACUCAAUUUCGAAGACGCCGAAAUUUGCGAAAAGAUUGAAGAAUCGCCGGAUUAUUUAAAAAUAGAAAAAGUCGGAUGCAAAAUUUUUGUAUUCGCAAAUGAAGUCAAUUUCAAAUUUCCCGCCCAAAUUUCUUCGAUUGAAAUUUCCAUUCUUCCGCUUUCCAAUUCUGACUUCUCGAGUUAUUCCGAAUCUCGACUGAGAAGAGCGACAUUUGCUGCGCAAAGAAGCAAUGAUGAUUCUGUCGCUUCUGGUCCGGAUGAAAAGACUUUGGACUGGGCGGUUUACAUAGUCGUCUUCGUCUUGGUAAUUUUGCCCGUCGGAGCAAUUUUCUACUGUGCGUGUCAGUCCCAAAUGCACGCGGCAACGCAUGGCAUCACCGCUUCCCAGCGCGCUUCGGAGACGACUAUUGGAGCUACUGGAAAGACGAUUUCGCAACAACCUAUCACCACCGUCGGCUAA
Oikopleura dioica is the source of this 633-nucleotide messenger RNA. NCBI's taxonomy places the organism in Eukaryota, Metazoa, Chordata, Appendicularia, Copelata, Oikopleuridae. The record is from the annotation of a GenBank genome assembly.